CCAGCCGGAGCUCCCACGCCACCAGCUUCGUACGUCCCAAAUUAAAACAAAACAAGAAACAAUACCGUUAGAAACAAUCUCUUUCGAAAAACCCUAGUUUCAUCGCCGGAAAGUCCUCAUUUCCGGCCCCGGCGACACCGCAAAUGUCGCCGUCGGUGGCUCAUAUUCCAUCUCCGAUCUCUUCACAAACCGAAUCUCAAUCAACACAACCUCGUUUUCCCCCAAUUCCAAACCCUAAUUUUUCCAAACCCCCUAAUUUCAGCUCGUUUGCCGCGUCACUCAGUGAUUCGACGAGUUUUAAUAGCUCAAGUAUAGGAAAACCAAGUGUUGGAGCUACGAAAGACUCGUUUGGUUCGGUUUUCGAGUCGAAAGUGGCGGGGAGUUCUAGCAGAAGGCCGAGGCUUGUGAAGGUGAGGAGACAGAGUGGUUUGCAAUACGCGAGGGCGAAAUUAGUGAAGGAGAAUGCCAAUCGAGGUAAUGAUGUUAGUGAUAAUUUUUUGGGUGUUUCGAAUUUGAAUAUAAAUAAGAGUCAGUUUGGUAGUACUGUGAAUUUUGUUGGCGGUGGUAGUAAUAAUGUUGAUAAUAAGAGUAAUGUGGUGUCGGAUACGAAGUUGUUUAACGAUGGAAGUGGAGGAACAUUGGGAAUGGGAGGUAAUGAGACCGGGAACUUUGGUGGUUUUGGUUUAGGAAUUAAGGAAUGUGGUGGGAAGGUUGGAGAUAUGGAUUCCAAUGGAUUGGGGAAGUCUGGAAAUUUGGUAUUUAGUUCUGGCGCUAAUGUUAUGAAUUUGUCGUCUAGCUCUAAUUCAAAAGGGAAAGACAGUGGCGGAAAUAAGGUAAGAUGUGAUGCUGAAAGGAAGAAUGGUGGAGAGGGGAUUAAGUCUGAGUUUGUGUUUGGUGCCACAGGCGGGGGUUUCUUGGCAAAGUCGAAUUUGGAGAAGAAAGAAGUUGAUGCGACUAGUUUUGUGUUUGGCGCAGGUGGAAAUGGUUUGGGAUCAAGGUUGGAUUUCAAACAUGUAGGUAUGAAUGGAAGUGUUGGAAAAUCUUCUUCUUUUGAUAGUGAAAAGUUGAAGUCGACAUUGGAUAGAGGAAAUAACGUUACAGGUUUUGUGUUUAGUGCCAGUAAGAGUAGUUUUGCUGGAGUUGCAGAUGCAGGAACCCCGCAAUCAUCGCGGGAAGUUGAUAAAUCUAGUUUUUUUCAUGUUACAAAAGAGUACUGCAACUCCAAAGCUGACAAUGUGUUUGUAUUUGGAAGUGGCAGCAAGGGAAGUUGCACUUUCAGUUCAGUUAGUCGGCAUGGUGAUGAUAUUCAGAACCUGGAUUUAAAGAAAAAUGAAAAUUGUAAUGUCGAGUUGAAAGGAAAAGGCAAUAAAAUAGAUUGUGGUCCUAAAAGUAUGCCCAAUUUUGUAUUUGGGAAUGGUAGUAAUACAAGUAAUUCUUUUAACAUUCAUGCAUAUAAAUUGUCUGAUGAUAUGCAGAAGAUGAAUAUGCAUGAUUCCAAAGUAGUUGAUAAUUCUAGCAGUGGUUCGUUUUCCAAUCUUAGCGAUAAGUUUGUGUUUUCAAGUGACAAUAAGGUUUCGUUUAAUGGAAACUCGGCUUUCACCUCCCUUCAUAACCCAAAUGCGAAUGCGGUAGUUUUCCAGAAUUGUCAAAGUGUCAAGAAUAAUAGUGCAGCUAAUGAUAAAAGUUCUGAAGAAAAAGUUUUUGGAUUGGAAACAAAUGAAAAGAAUGUACCUUCUUUUGGAGAUGGUGUGGAAAACAAAAUUUCCGAUACAGCAAGGAAUAAGGAUACCAGAUAUGGAACAGGACUGUUUAGUGGGCAAAACAUACCAACAUUCUCCUCUUUCGGAACUCGUGGAAAGGAGAAUAAAUCAUUGAAUUUGAAAGAGGAUGGUAUGGCUGGAAAGCAAAAUCUUGGUAAUCAAACAAGCUGUAACAAUGGAUCCUUUUACCCAUCUUCAUCUUUGUCGACGGGAUUUGUUUAUCAGCCAUCUGAUAGUGUUCAUCAAUCUUCAUCUGGAGAUGGAGCUGAAGAGAUGGGCAAAGAGUUCAAAUUCACAAGCACACCCGUUAAACAUAACCUGUCCUUUACAGGUUUUGGUACACCCAAUUUGGAUAUGCCUGCGAAUUUAUUUUCUGAGGAUGGAGCCUUGAGAAAGGACAAAGAGUUUACAUCUACCAGCACUGUAGUUCAACCCGGACCGUCCACAACAGGUUUCACUACACCCGAUAUGAAUAUGCCUGCCAAUUUAUUUACCGGAGUAAGUAUGAAAUUAGACUUUAGUGUCAGUAAUGUGUCUGCCGGGGGGAGAAAAUUGAAGAAGACGAGAGGAAAAUUGAGGCAGCAUAAAGUGUCGAGAGCUUUUAACUCCCAGCAAUAUGAAGUGCCUCUUGAUUCUGGUUCUCCUAUGGAUUUUUCCCCUUACCAAGAAGCUAGUUGUGCAGAUGCCUCCCCCUCAAAUAUAUUCAGUGGAACUGCUAAUGAAGGUCCAGCUGUUGCAAGAGAUGGAUCUGGAGAAAAUGACCACCACGGAACUGAACCACUCACAAAUCCAAAAACUGGUAAUGCUGCAGAAACUAGGGCUUUUCUUUCCAAUAUGGAGAAGGGAGAAUGUUAUGGCAAUUCUCAGAAUUAUGCUGCUUCAACUUCAGAGAGUGAUGAUGACACAAGAUUUGCUUUUACUGUUCCAUCAUCUGCACAAAAAAAUAUACCAGCCUCAACACAUAGGAGCAUUAAGAAAUAUAGGAUGAAAAUCGGCCAUGGUUCAAAUUCCACCAGUAAAAGUUGGAAGACUGAGUUUGCCACUUCAUCUGCCAAAAAUCCGGAUACUGUUAAUAGUACCUCCAAGUCAGAUGGCUUUCAGGCUCAGAGAGCUGGUAUUUCGAGUACCCAGAGCAAGGGGGAGCAUCAGCAGGUUAAGAAUGACAAAACAAUGAAACGGGAUCUCAAUGACGCCGCAACUAUAGAGGCAUGUGAGAAGUGGCGAACCAGUGGAAACCAAGCUUAUAGGAAAGGUAGCUUACCAAAAGCUGAAAACUAUUAUACAAAAUGCAUCAAUGCUAUCACACAGAUGAAGACUCCAGAAUGCUGCAUUGAGCCUCUUGUAUUGUGCUAUAGCAAUCGUGCAGCAACGCGAUUGUGUCUUGGAAGGAUUAGGGAAGCCCUCAUGGACUGUAACAGCGCGGCUUCAUUGGAUUCAAACUUUCAGAAAGUCCAGAUGAGAGCUGCCAAUUGUCAUCUGCUUCUAGGAGAAGUUGAAGAUGCGAUUUUGCAUUUCAACAUGUGCCUGGAAUCCAGUACUGAAAUCUGCUUGGACCGGAGAAUCAUGAUUGAAGCUGCUGAUGGCGUGCAAAAGUCUAAGAAAGUGGUUGAUAUCACAAAUCAGUCUGCUGAACUUUUGCAGCAGAGAACUUCUGAUGCAGCGAGUAAGGCUUUGCGAAUCAUUAUGGACGGCUUGUCUAUAAGUAGUCACUCGGAAAAAUUGCUUGAACUGAAAGGAGAGGCUCUUUGCAUGUUGCGGAAGUAUGAAGAAGUAGUUCAACUUUGUGAGCAAACCCUUGGAUUUGCCGAAAAGAAUUUCACCCGCAUAGAUACUGUUAACCAAGUGUCAGACGCUAAUAGUUUCAACGGAAAAAACACAGAUAUUAAGUUGUGGAGAUGGAGAUUGAUGUCCAAGGCCUACUUCCAUAUGGGUAGGCUCGAGGCAUCUCUUGAAAUAAUUAAAAAGCAAGAGCAGCUGAGAUCUAUCGAUCACAAAAGCAUAGAGACAGACUCUGCUGUAAUUGCUGCCACUGUUCGUGAACUUCUACAACUGAAGAAUGCUGGAAAUAAAGCCUUCCAAUCUGGUGAGCAUACGGAAGCAAUUGAGCACUAUACUGCUGCUAUAUUGAGCAGCGUCCAAUCACGUCCUUUUGCGGCUGUCUGUUUUUGCAAUCGAGCUGCUGCACUUCAAGCUUUGGGCAAGAUAUCUGACGCCAUUGCAGAUUGCAGUCUAGCCAUAUCUCUUAAUGAAAAUUAUGGGAAGGCCCUUUUUAGAAGAGCAACUCUACAUGAAAUGAUUAGAGACUACGAACAAGCAGCUAACGACCUUCAAAGAAUCAUUAAUCUCCGAAAGCAAAAUGAGAUGAAUCAGGAGUCUCAUGCCUCUGUAGGAUCAGGUGGGAUCAGAGAUUAUACAAAAGAAGCUCGUAGCCGUCUUUCUUCUGUAGAACGAAAGGCUAAGAAAGUAGCUCCAUUGGAUUUUUACCUCAUCCUGGGAAUUAAAGCUUCUGAUACAUCAUCAAAUAUUAAAAAAGCAUACCACAGGGCUGCCCUCAAGCACCAUCCUGACAAGGCUGGACAGUUCCUGAUAAGAACUGAGAGUUUAGAUGAAGGACCACUAAGAAAGGAGAUUGCUGAAAAAAUUCAUGUGGAUGCUGAUAGGCUUUUUAAGAUGAUCGGAGAGGCCUAUGCAGUCCUCUCAGAUAGCGAAAAGCGAGCUAAAUAUGAUCUUGAAGAGGAAAUAAGGAAGAACAAUGAAGACAAGAAUAACAGUUCUCGAAGAGAAUCCAAUGUCUACAGUUCGCCUUUUGAGAGGAGCAGCAGGGAAAAUGGGCGUGGGUGGGGAACGUAUGGUAGUGAGUCGUGGAAAACGUACGGCAAAUCACAUUCUCGUUGGUAGGAGUGACUCGAGAGAAAUAUAUCCAGGUUGAGUUGUAUUUUUGCCAAUUGCCAUUAAACAUUAAAUUGGCCAUGGGCAGUAUUGCCUGAAGCCUAAUAUUAGAAGUUUUGCUGAAUGAACCAUUGUAAUUAUAGUCAUAUAAUUAUCUGUCUCAUAUUGUUAAUGUGUAUCCUCUCAGACACAAGCGGCUCAUUUUUUGCUGUACUGUAUGUAUUUGAAAUUUGAAAGCUAUAAAUCUUGCUAUGGGAGAAUCCAAAUAUUUUUUA
Molecule: messenger RNA, 4924 nt
Organism: Daucus carota subsp. sativus
Lineage: Eukaryota; Viridiplantae; Streptophyta; Magnoliopsida; Apiales; Apiaceae
Exons: 11
Coding region: 144-4658 (1504 amino acids)
Molecular function (GO): protein binding
Source: RefSeq, a predicted model, not a curated record